GGAAGAGAUUGAAUGAUCUGAAAAACACCCCAAACAAAAUCGUGUUCUCAGUUUGUAUAUGUUUUUUUUUUCGAGCUCAAGAUAAUUGAUCAUGUCAAGGCAGAGUAACAGAACAACAGACUCGCGGAAAGUGAGUCAAGAGUUGUUCACAUUGACAUAUGGAGCAUUGGUGUCACAAUUAAUAAAAGAUUAUGAAGGUGAUGAUGACGUGAAUAAACAACUUGAUAAAAUGGGUUAUAAUAUAGGUGUACGAAUGGUGGAAGAUUUUUUAGCGAGGUCUUCUGUAGGCAGGUGUCAUGAUUUCAGGGAAACAGCAGAUGUUAUAGCAAAGCAAGCAUUCAAAAUGUAUCUUGGAAUCACUCCAUCAAUCACAAACUGGAGCCCAGCUGGCGAUGAAUUCUCACUUAUUGUCGAAAAUAACCCAUUAACAGAUUUUGUAGAAUUACCAGAAAAACAUGGAAACUUAUGCUACUCUAACGUCCUAUGUGGUGUUCUUAGAGGUGCACUAGAAAUGGUUCAGAUGGAAGUGAAAGUGUGGUUUGCACAGGAUACAUUGCGAGGCGAUAACAUUACAGAAAUUAGAUUGAAAUUCAUCAAGCGGUUAGAAGAUGCAUUACCAGCUGGGGAAGAAUGAAAACGACGCUAUUCUUUUGGGUUUUUGAGGUCACCUACACGAUGUCAAGUGUUUCUCGUCACUGUAUACUUCAGUCUUUCUGACCAUUCAUCUUUGAGUGAGGGAGAAUGUCAGUCAUCAGUUUAUUGUAAAUGAUACAGACACUUUUAGUAUAAUCUUCUAAACUUCAUGUCCACUAUAACUAGAAAUGUCACACAUUAUAGAUUUAAAUGUGAUAUAAUAGACAGACUCCCUUCUCUUUCUUUACUUCUCUUCACUGGAACAUUUUAAUGAAAUUUGUGAAAAAUCUGAUCACAAAACAGACCUGCAACUAGUUCUAUCUUUGUACCAAGAUAGACCCAUUCCAGACAGUUCUAGUUUAUGUGAUUAUUAGGAACAUAAUAAUGAAAUGUGUUAUUUUGUUUUUACUUGCAAUUUUAACAACAAAAAUGACUUUUGGUGAAUGCACAUCUAAGUGACGGAAGAUAGCAGUUUUAUUCAAGUUCAGAAACAUUCUUCAAGCUAUAUUUUGAAUGUUUCUGUCAUAUCUGUGAACAUAGCAACUAUAGUUUGAGAAAGUUGCUUAAAUACUGGUGCACAUUGCAGGCAGGUUUAGUACAACAAUCAAAUGAUAUCAUCCUUGUGUUAAUCACAGUUGAAGACUUGUGUAAGAUUUUACGGUGGCCUAGCAUGUUGAAUUUCAAGUGACUGCAUAAAUGAUGUAGAGAACUAUGGGUAAUGGAUGAAGAUGCAUGAUGAUAUAACAAUACUGCAUAAAGACCAGAAUAUGACAAUAUGAAACUGCAUAAUCUCUCAUGACACUGGAUCUGUAUUGAGGGUAGAUAGUUGUCUGUGCAAGUAACAAGAUGUACAAUUGAACGGAAGAAUGGAAUGGAUGUGCUGCCCUCUGUAGCUGGAAAUAACAAAAAUGCAUCAAGUAAACUGCCCUCUGUAGUUGGAAAUACAAACCCCCUUUUAUAAAAUAAAUAUUUUGCAAGUUGUCUGCAAACUAA
Molecule: messenger RNA, 1626 nt
Organism: Saccoglossus kowalevskii
Lineage: Eukaryota; Metazoa; Hemichordata; Enteropneusta; Harrimaniidae
Product: trafficking protein particle complex subunit 3-like
Biological process (GO): Golgi vesicle transport
Cellular component (GO): TRAPP complex
Source: RefSeq, a predicted model, not a curated record